AUGAAUAAUCACUUACAGAACCUCUACGCCAAGAAUGCACUUGACAAGGAUGAUUCGUUUCGCUUGGUUUCUCUUCAACCGGGGUGUCAUAAUACCCCGCUCACGCUCCGUCUUCUCAACACCAAGCUUGGUGAGGCUCAGCCUUACGAGGCAGUUUCCUAUGUCUGGGGAGAUGUGAAAGAUCUUGUGCCAGUCAAUGUUCAAGGUGACAUAGACAUGUUGACUCAGGCCCUUAUAUCGCAGAACUGUCACGCGGCCUUGAGUAGUUUCCGAUAUUCCGAUUCACCUCGACUACUCUGGAUUGAAUCGAUCUGCAUCGAUCAAGAUUCGGCUAUUGAAAAGAACCAUCAGCUAAGCCUUAUGGCACGCAUUUACAAGAAUGCAUCACAAGUCUUGGUCUAUCUCGGACCAGGAACGCCUGAUAGUGAUGCCGCCAUGAGAUGUAUCCACGAAAUUGAUGAACCAUCCAACGACGAUGGUUACGGGGCUGUGGAAUCUUCUGCGACCAUUCAAGAGAACCAAAGUGCUGUAAGCAAUCUAUUCAAGAGGCCGUGGUUCUUUCGUGUUUGGGUCCUUCAAGAGAUCACCUUUGCGCAAAAGGCCACUGUGAUCUGCGGUGACAACCAACUCAAUUGGGAAAGCUUCAAGACGUUUUUCCAUUGGAAUGUGAACGCGGGCUGGGUUCAAAGACUCCCGUUCUCAGUUACGUAUUCUGUUUCGCCCACUCCGUACGUUUUGCACGUUACAUACGGCGAAAGACUCUUAAGAAUAUUAGAAGACACAAGGACCUGCGGUGCCACUGAUCCAAGGGACAAGCUAUACGCUAUUCUCCCUCUAUUGGAUCGACAUCAUGAAGAGAUGAAGGUGGAGCUCGAGGAGUAUAAGGAACUCGGUCUCGACAUUCUCUCAUAUGUUGUCAAGGAAUCAGCUAUACCAGGGCUGCCAACAUGGGUCCCAGACUGGAGCGUCAUUUCUCCCUACUGGGCUGCCACUCAAAAGCACGCUGCAGGGAGAUACAAACCGCUUGCAGGUUUUGAAAAUAGGCCCACUCAGUACAUUUGGGGUUGGAAGAUGCUACAUCCUCAUCUCAUUGAUACAUGGACGAUCUCAGGAUAUACGUCUGUCAAUGACCAGUCAUCCAGACAGCUUCAUGUGCAGGCCGUCAGCCUGGGUAAGAUUGAGAGAAUUGGCGAUCUUUGUGAUAUUGGGAAGAAUUGCUUCCCCGUUGGACAGUGGGAAAAGAUAGUACCGGACGAGUCGUAUCUCGAACACAGCAAAAUACCGGACGAUAUAGCUGACGAGGAGUUUCACAAGUGGCAUAGCAGCACCUUGUCCCUGUCAAAAUUUCUCAGAACUUUAACAUUAGAUGAUGUUGUUUACCCCGAGGUCGCCAAAGCUGCGGUGAGUCAUAUCAAGCGGUAUAACGGAGAGGCUCUUAAGGAUGACGAAGGAAAGUGGAUGUGUUUUGGGGAACUGAAUGAGAAGGAUAAAGAAAGGAUACCACUUAUGGACAUCUUUCAGGGGACCGGGAGCUUUGAGAAACAGGCCAUGAGGAUCUUGAAGCGUUGCGAUGGAAAGAGACUGUGUGUACUUAGUAACGGACGCAUUGGUCUUGCGGACGACAGGGCCCAAGUGGGUGAUGAGGUUUUUGUAGUUCAGGGUGCUAGUGUACCUUUUAUAUUCAGAAGGAUGACAUCUAAUAGAGGAAGAGAUGGUGCUUCUGAGCAAGUGUUUACCUUGGUGGGUGGCGCCUUUGUACUUGGUGUUAUGAACGGCGAGAUAUGGGACCUUGUACAGACAGGCGAGGUACAAAGAGAAAAUCUUACUGUUAGAUAA
Molecule: messenger RNA, 1836 nt
Organism: Fusarium fujikuroi IMI 58289
Lineage: Eukaryota; Fungi; Ascomycota; Sordariomycetes; Hypocreales; Nectriaceae
Product: related to heterokaryon incompatibility protein het-6
Exons: 2
Coding region: 1-1836 (611 amino acids)
Source: RefSeq, a predicted model, not a curated record